ACAAGAGCAGAGUCGGUUGAGUGCUACCUGCAAGCGAGGACCUACUCGGAGUUACAGUCCCGAGUGCGGCGUUUCCAACAAACUUUUGCCUAGGGAACUGAGUGCGUGCGAUGACAGUGACCAACUUCAACAUGAUGCGUCCAUGUUUUUCUGCCGGUGGAUAUCCUUUCCAAGGCCAGGGUCGUGUGAACCAACUGGGUGGCGUGUUCAUCAAUGGUCGUCCGUUGCCGAACCACACUCGUCUCAGGAUUGUCGAGAUGGCUGCUGAAGGAGUGCGACCGUGUGUAAUUUCGCGCCAACUCAGGGUGUCACAUGGCUGCGUCUCCAAGAUCCUCAACAGAUAUCAGGAAACUGGCUCGAUAAGACCUGGAGUGAUUGGUGGCAGCAAGCCCCGAGUUGCCACGCCAGACGUCGAGAGAAGGGUUGAGGAAUACAGACGAGAUAACCCUGGAAUGUUCAGCUGGGAAAUAAGAGACAAUGACAAUCAACCUCAGGUUCCCGUCUUCUCGGCAUUGAUUGAUGCCGACGAUAAAUUGAUCAAGGACGGAACAUGCGAUCGCAGCAACGCACCGUCUGUGAGCGCGAUUUCAAGAUUGCUUCGCAGCAAAGACGGUGACAGCGACAGAAAACACGAUGGCAAAACGUCUGAUGAUGCCUCCGACUGCGACUCGGAGCCAGGAAUCACACUAAAGCGCAAGCAGAGGCGCAGCAGGACCACAUUCACAGCGCCCCAACUCGAUGAGCUCGAGAACGCCUUCAGCAGAACCCAGUACCCUGACAUUUACACCAGAGAGGAGCUGGCGCAGAGAACCAAACUCACUGAGGCUAGAAUACAGGUUUGGUUUAGCAAUCGUCGUGCUCGUCUCCGGAAACAUGUGGCCAGCAACGCCAGCUCAUACCCUUCCAUGGGUCUUCCGAUGGCUUCUUACUCGGCCUCCGGCGCUGGGACUUACAUGCUCCCACAGGCGCUGCAGACCGACGCAUCAUUCUCUGUUCCAACCCCUCCAGUGACUGAGAGCCUGUAUCCGUCGAGCCAGAGCACAACCAUGACCAGCAUGACAGGCCUGGGAAGCCCUGUGGAGUCGAAACCGGCGCCGACCACCUCGUCUGCGAUCACUUCGUCCUCGUACUCAUCGGGCCUGCCCACCAGCUCCAUCAUGCCGAGCUCGUACGCGCCGCCGUCGUUCAUCUCAUCUCAGAUGGCUCCAAGCCCGCACCAGCACUCAAACAUGGCAAGCAUGAUGGGCAGCAACGCCAGUCUGGCCAGCAGUGGCGGCGCCUACGGCAGCCACGGAAUGUCGCCGACCUCUGCCGGCGUUGCCGCCGUGGCUGAAGACAAUGCCAACUGCUGGCCGCGCAACCACCUGCUCUCUCCUCCGUCUAGCUUGACCGGCGCCGCGUCCACGCCGUCCGCCUUUAUGCCGUCCACGCCAUCCACAACUAGCCGCACCAAUCAGUUCACUUCCCUUUACCAAACGACAUGGUACUGACCAGCUGCAAAGUUUCCUUUUGAAUUACUUACUACUUUUAAAAUCUUACCCAUCAACUGAUAGUAUUUUGGCAGUAAUAUUCAUUUUGUCUCAUUUUAUUAUGAAGCAAAAGGAAAAAAAAUAUUAAAGCAGUAGGAGCAUUUUGAGGAUCUUCUACUGGCUACCCAAUAUCAGAGAUGGCAAAAGGAGAUCAAUAAUAUGAAUCGAAAUGCUCAUUAAGCUCAACAAGCUGGGAGGGGCCGAUUCGCCUUUUGUUGGUUUUCGCAUGAGGAACGAAUGACUAUCGUUUCAAUAAAAAGACCUUAGUGCGGGGAGGCGAAAAGAUGGCCAUGAUUGGGCCCAAGCUCCUCUGCGGCCAGUGGGGCCCCAUGCUAUCCGCUCAACGGUGUUCUCGGAACCAAGUGAGCUUAUAGCCUAGGGGAUGGCUGAUCGGAGGUGAAAAAGACCCUCCUAACUAGCAUGAAAUUGGGGCACAGCAGAUCUUUCCUGCAAAAUGAAAUGACUUUAAAUGCGAACUUUAAAGAAUCAAAAAUGACUUGUAGGUUCAAAAAUAAGCACAAAAUUGGUUCGUGAAAAUUAUAACCUAGCAGCUUUGUGCCUUAGAGCGUGCCCUCUUGGAAAAACUUUUAUAAAGAUGUAAAAUUAUGUGAAAUUGUGUAAAAUCCCCCUUUUUGGGGAACUUUCUGGUUUUGCUACAGAUAGCAAAAUUUUGUAUAAAUAUUCUUAAAUAUAUUUACAUAUUGUCCCAGUCAUUUUGGAUUUGUUUAAUAGAAUUGUAAAUCUUGUAUAUUUAUAUAUCGCAACAAUCAACUGUCUUCACAUGCAGAGACAAAAAUUAUGUAGAUAACUUAAACAUGCCACCCAGUUCAAAACUGAUAUUUAAUGUAUUUAAUGUACCAUACGUACCGUAUUACUUGACGUGAAGAACGAAUUUCCCUGGAAAACCUUACAUGGUUUAAACUGGAAUUCUAAGGCGUUGAAGAUAUGCAAAUGUACCCAUAUUUCGCGGCAAUCACAGUUUUGACCAGCCCGUUGUCUCGCAUUUUUAGGACAUCCUCAGGAGUGUCAAGGCAAUGGUAGAUAUUUGGGCAUUUCGGGGAUCUAAUGCUGGCUACCCAAUGUCAGAGAUGGCAAAAGUGGUUACUUUAGUGACUCAAAAUGCUCAAAUAGCUCAACGAGCUGAGAGGCGCACCGGCGCCGACUCGCCACUUGCUGGUUUUCGCACUGUUCCAGCGGCUCUAGGGAAGUUGAACUGAUGAUAUAGCCCAAUCAAGAGGAUUUGAAGGGCAAAGUGCCUUGAACUUAAUUUUCUCUCAUUGAUAGAUAAUCUUUGACUUUGGAAAAAAUCCAUUAUGGGGUAAAUUUAAUUAUUAAUUGAUUUUAAUUAUUUGUAAAUUUAUAUGAAACUGUACUAGACAAUCCUCGUCGCGAAAAAAUGAAAUAGGGCUGCAGUUGAUAGGCGAAACUAGUAGGCAUAAAUGAAACGACGACUUUUUUGCAACGAGGAAUGUCCGAAAUUUUCUUCUAUUUAUGAAUCCUCGAGUGUCACGUUCAAUCAAAUGUGUAUAGAUACUAUUAAUUUUUUUCGUUGAAAUAAGUAGUAGCAGCUACUUUGUAAUUUAUCAAAAAAGCCGAAUUGCAUUCAUAAUUCAUUUGAUUCAAUCUUACUCAAUUUUUUGCCAAGCAGCUAGGUGCUUAGUUAAAACGUGAAUAAUCUAGGGUGAUUUUCCCAUUUUGUAAUAAAAACUGACUUUGUCUUUGUUACUUUGCAAAACUCAAAUAGCAAUUUUAACUUGGAUGCCAUGUUGGCCAAUUUUGUGGCUGGAAAACUCUGAAAUUUGUGGCGACCAAAAGCGUCAAAAGUGAAUGCUCUUUCGGAGGGUUGAAGAACUCUCUUGAUAACCGCUUGUAGAGCGUUUUUACCGAACGAGCUAGCGCUCGCUGCUUGAUCAGUUUUGUGAGGGUAAGGGGUGUCGGGGCGAGACUCGCACCGAUUAAAACACUCAGAGUUCUGUGAACGCCGUGAGAAUAUGAAAAUGUAUUUUAUUUACUGCGCCGUCUAAUGCCUUACAGCUAUUGCACCCCUCCAGGGGGCGUUACUUGGAAAGUAAUUUUGCUUUUCAAAUAAUUUAUCUAUAUUUUAUUAGGUCAGUAAUUCUGAAAAGUAGAUGUAAUAAAGCUGCUGCCAGCUGGACAUAUUUGGUUCUUGUGGUCAGCCAUAAUUACCAUGGCUUACUACGCCAAACGCUCUGGUUUAAGAGCGGAAAAAGUGCUAGAGAAUAAAUUUGCCUAAGCUCUUUUAAACUCAACUAAAAAAACACCAGUUAGCAAGCUGUCGGGUCCAAAUCUUGCGGCUGCUGAUUGUGAGGUGAGAAAAGUUGAUACAAAUUUUAAAUGGUGCAAGUAGGCGAUUAGCGAGUCGUCAUGCACUUUGUACGUAACACUUGUUCCCUAGCAUAGAAAAAUCUUUUGUAAAAUAUGACAAAUUAUCCUUUAUGUAAAAACAAAUUUUUCCUAAUCUCUCCUAAUUCACGUUGUGUAUUUUUGUAAAUAAACUCUGCUGCCAGUAUUCUAUAUGGUCUUGAAUCUUCAUUAUAAUUAGCUUGAAUAUUAUUAGAUUCACUGUGUAAUAUUGAAACAAAUAAAAU
Cloeon dipterum is the source of this 4138-nucleotide messenger RNA. RefSeq names its product protein gooseberry-like. The record is from RefSeq and is a predicted model, not a curated record. NCBI's taxonomy places the organism in Eukaryota, Metazoa, Arthropoda, Insecta, Ephemeroptera, Baetidae. Gene Ontology annotation, molecular function: DNA-binding transcription factor activity, RNA polymerase II-specific; RNA polymerase II cis-regulatory region sequence-specific DNA binding. Bases 111 to 1490 code for a protein of 459 amino acids. The transcript is spliced from 9 exons. Gene Ontology annotation, biological process: regulation of transcription by RNA polymerase II; anatomical structure development.